AUGACUGAAAAUCAUUCAAUUCGUUAUUGGUUUGCAUUAAUUAUUUCUUCUAUUGUUUCUAUUAUUGUUGCUUUAGUUAUUAUUGCUUUAUCGUGGUAUUUAUUGUGGAAAUUUGUUUUAAUUCGUUUUGGUGUUAUUCGUGCUUUAUUUCAAAUAAAUAAUAACGAUCAACAAACAAAUCAACAACCAGCAUCAAAACAAAAACCUUAUCUAACAACUUUAUCUGCAUUAACUUCAUAUCAUUAUAUACGUUCUAUAUAUAUUCAACGGGAAUCAUUAUGUACACCAAAGGAAGCUUGGUAUCGUUCAUUACCAUUACGUGAAACAUCUCGAUUUUGGUCACGAUUUUUUUCUGUGAAUAUUUAUCCUCGUUCUAUAAGAAAUUCUAUUUACAAAUAUUUUUGUCGUAUUUUUGAUGCUGAUAUCAAUGAAUGUGAAUAUGGUCCUGAUCAUCUUGAUUAUUAUGCAAAUUUUGGAGAAUUUUUUCGACGAAAUCUUAAAUCCGGCGUACGACCAAUUGAUAAAGAAAGUUUAAUUGUAUCACCAUGUGAUGGUGAAAUACUUGCAAAUGGUCUUGUAACAUCAGUUGAAAAUUUAAAUAUUGUUAUUAAAGGUAUUCCAUAUACAAUAAAAGAUUUAUUUCAAUUAGAUCAAUAUGAAAUUGAACGUUUACAAAAGAAACAAUCUGAAUCAUCACUUUUUUAUGCUUGUAUUUAUUUAAAUCCGGGUAAUUAUCAUCAUUUUCAUAGUCCAGCGAAAUGGAAAAUUAAUGAACGUCGACAUGUAACAGGUAUGACACAAUAA
Rotaria sp. Silwood2 is the source of this 804-nucleotide messenger RNA. NCBI's taxonomy places the organism in Eukaryota, Metazoa, Rotifera, Eurotatoria, Philodinida, Philodinidae. The record is from the annotation of a GenBank genome assembly.